CAUGCGCGUUAGGCAUAGUUUCCGCGCCUGCCCAUUUGUUGUCUUUCGUUACGCAUGCGUAGUAUUAUCCCGAACCGAGGUUUGUGAGGAGUCUGUGUUCCGUUGGGUUUUCUCCAUGUCUGACUGUGACUCCGAAGAUUAUUCUUCAUCUGCGGAUGAGGAUUACGUGCCCUCCGGAGGGGAAUACAGUGAAGAUGAUGUCAAUGAACUGGUGAAAGAGAGCGAUGAAGAAGAGGAAGGAUCGAAAAAGUUACCCAAAGACGAAACCAAGAAGAAAAAGGGCAAGAGUAUCUCAGCAAGGAAACGGAAGAAAGGAGUUCUUGUCUUGAACUCAGAGGAGAAACUUGAAGCAGACAAAGGAGGUGCACACAGUUCUGAGGAAGAACAGACUGAUGGGUUCUCAGAAGUGAAGACAAUUAAAGACGAGGAGGCAAAAAAGAAGAAGGAAGAUGAUCUCUGGUCAAGUUUCCUUUCUGAUGUUGGUGAAAAACCCAAGAUCCAAUCUCCUACAACUGCCCCCACUUCAAUUCAGACCUCAACAGAAAAACCGAAGGAAUCCAACAAGUCUGCGGCUCACGAUGCGGAAACGAGCAAACAGAAAGAAGACACAAAAGUGACGAUCACCAAAGUGUUUGAUUUUGCAGGAGAAGAAGUAAAGGUUACAAAAGAAGUGGACGUCUCAUCUAAGGAAGCCAAAGAAUUCUUGAAGCAGCAGGAGAACGUUGUCCAGCAGGCACCAAAUCCAAUGCCCUCCAGAGUCACUGCACUGACGGGCUCGGGGGUGAAGAGGCCGGGUGGUAUGAGCAGCAUUCUGGGAAAACUAGGGUCCAAGAAACAGAAGAUGAGCACGCUGGAGAAAUCCAAGCUGGACUGGGACACGUUCAAAGAGCAGGAGGGCAUAUCCGAGGAGCUGGCCAUCCACAACAGAGGCAAAAACGGGUACAUCGAGAGGAAAGCUUUCCUGGAAAGAGUAGAUUAUCGACUGUUUGAACAGGAACGUGACAUCAGACUUAAAAACAUGAAGCCAUAGCUUCUUCAGUUAGUCCUUUGACCACUCUUCAGUUGGGAAACGAGCUCACAACGUGCUAGUGACGGGAAUAUAAUAUAUAAAUAGAUGUGUUAUGUGGUGGCCCAAGGCAAACUGCUAGCUGUCGGUACUGACCUUCAGUGUCUGGUGAACAGCAGUGGGACAGGAGAGCCACAGGUGGCAGCAUGGAGGAGCUGUUGAACAGACGCCUGCCCGCACACCAGUGUUUGCAAUCGAUAUGUACUGGUGGACUGGUUAAUA
Molecule: messenger RNA, 1288 nt
Organism: Spea bombifrons (plains spadefoot toad)
Lineage: Eukaryota; Metazoa; Chordata; Amphibia; Anura; Pelobatidae
Gene: CFDP1
Product: craniofacial development protein 1
Exons: 8
Coding region: 2-1030 (342 amino acids)
Source: RefSeq, a predicted model, not a curated record